AUGUUCUCCCAGAGAACUCGUGAAGCUUGGAUGAUGAAGUUGGCUCGGAGAGAUGAAGUGCAAGGGAAAACAGAGAAUAAUUUAGAGGGUCCGGUGAUGUAUCAAAGCUGGAAAACAUGGUGCAUCUUGGUUCCGAUGACAGUGGCGAUGCACCUCUUGGAAACAUGGAAGCUUGGAGCAAAGAUAAUCGCAAGCAUGAAGAUAACUUUCACAUGUUCUUUAAAGAUUGCAUCAUUAUUUGUAAUAGCCUUUAGAAUAUAUUUUGGAUACAACUUGUAA
Molecule: messenger RNA, 279 nt
Organism: Vicia faba (fava bean)
Lineage: Eukaryota; Viridiplantae; Streptophyta; Magnoliopsida; Fabales; Fabaceae
Source: the annotation of a GenBank genome assembly